UGUGUGUGGACGAAUGAAUGAUUAAAUUUUGUGAUGAUAUAUUUUAUUGAUUUAUUAUUAUUAUUCGAUCCAAAAUGAAUCCCCACGACAAUAUCGAUGAUGAUGAUAAUGAUGAUGAUGAUGCACCAGUUGAAGUAUCGAAAAAAUUCUCCGAACAACAAGCACGAGAAAAUUUUAAACAAGAAAAAUUGGCCAAAAAUUUUAUCGAUGAAAAAUUAAAACAAAAACGACGUCGUGAAUUGGAACGUAAUGUUGAGCAGAAAAAAAUGAAAAUUGAAAAAUUACCUGAAGAUUUUCUCAAAGAAAUCGAAACCGAAUAUUCAGCCGUCACCGAAAUGCCAGAUAAAAAUAUUCGAAAAGUUGAUCCAACAAUUUUGAAAAAGAAUAAACGAGAAAAGAAAAAAUUGGCCAAAUCAAAAACAGUGACCACUCAAACAACAAAAUAUGAGAUUUUAUCAUUGGAUGAAUUGAUCGAAACGGCUAAGGCACCGAUCAUACAAACGAAUGCCUGUAAUUUUCGUGAACAAAUAUUAUUUGAUAAAAAUAAAAAUUGUCGACGAUCAUCAAGAAAAAUGAUGGCCAUUCGUCAGAAAAUUCGUGCUUGUUCGAAGAAAUAAUAAUGGAUUUUUGUGUUUUUU
Dermatophagoides farinae (American house dust mite) is the source of this 638-nucleotide messenger RNA. RefSeq lists its product as uncharacterized. The record is from RefSeq and is a predicted model, not a curated record. Lineage: Eukaryota; Metazoa; Arthropoda; Arachnida; Sarcoptiformes; Pyroglyphidae.